Hyaena hyaena (striped hyena) is the source of this 5483-nucleotide messenger RNA. It is a transcript of the gene LAMB1, whose product is annotated as laminin subunit beta 1. Gene Ontology annotation, molecular function: integrin binding; extracellular matrix structural constituent. The record is from RefSeq and is a predicted model, not a curated record. Lineage: Eukaryota; Metazoa; Chordata; Mammalia; Carnivora; Hyaenidae. Gene Ontology annotation, biological process: substrate adhesion-dependent cell spreading; cell migration; basement membrane assembly. Gene Ontology annotation, cellular component: laminin trimer. The coding region runs from base 199 to 5334 and encodes 1711 amino acids. The transcript is spliced from 32 exons.
GGCUCCGGGCCGCGGGGCGGAGGGCGCAGUGGCCGCGCGGUGCCCGCUGCCGUGGGAGCGGCGGGGACGGAGGGGCCCCCUCCUCUCUCUGAGCAGUCGCUCCUUCCAGCUCCUCGCCUCCACGUCUCCAGAAGGGGAGACGGAAAGCGGGGCGGCCGUGUCCCCCCGUCUCGUCCCCGCGCCGCGCACGGACUGGCCAUGGGGCCGCUCCAGGUGUUCGCCUUCGGCUUCCUAGCCCUGUGCGGAGCCCGGGUGUGCGCUCAGGACCCCGAGUUCAGCUACGGCUGCGCGGAGGGCAGCUGCUACCCCGCCACCGGCGACCUCCUCAUCGGCCGAGCGCACAGGCUGUCGGUGACCUCGACGUGCGGGCUGCGCGGGCCGGAGCCCUACUGCAUCGUCAGCCACCUCCAGGAGGACAAAAAAUGCUUCGUAUGCAAUUCACAGGAUCCUUAUCACGAGACCCUCAACCCUGACAGUCAUCUCAUUGAAAAUGUGGUAACUACAUUUGCUCCAAACCGCCUUAAGAUUUGGUGGCAGUCCGAAAACGGCGUGGAAAACGUAACUAUCCAACUGGAUUUGGAAGCAGAAUUCCAUUUUACUCAUCUCAUAAUGACUUUCAAGACAUUCCGUCCAGCUGCGAUGCUGAUAGAACGAUCGUCCGACUUCGGGAGAACCUGGGGCGUGUACAGAUACUUUGCCUAUGACUGUGAGGGCUCAUUUCCAGGCAUUUCAACUGGCCCCAUGAAAAAAGUGGAUGAUAUAAUCUGCGAUUCCCGCUAUUCUGACAUCGAACCCUCGACGGAAGGGGAGGUGAUAUUUCGUGCUUUAGAUCCUGUAUUCAGAAUAGAAGAUCCUUAUAGUCCCAGGAUACAGAAUCUCUUAAAAAUCACCAACUUGAGAAUCAAGUUUGUGAAGCUCCACACUUUGGGAGAUAACCUUUUGGAUUCCAGGAUGGAAAUCAGAGAAAAGUAUUACUAUGCAGUGUAUGAUAUGGUGGUUCGAGGAAAUUGCUUCUGCUACGGUCAUGCCAGCGAAUGCGCCCCCGUGAAUGGAAUCAACGAAGAAGUAGAAGGCAUGGUUCAUGGGCAUUGCAUGUGCAGGCAUAAUACCAAAGGCUUAAACUGUGAACUGUGCAUGGAUUUCUACCAUGAUUUACCCUGGAGACCCGCUGAAGGUCGAAACAGCAACGCCUGUAAAAAGUGUAACUGCAAUGAACAUUCGAGCGCCUGCCACUUUGACAUGGCGGUGUACUUGGCCACGGGCAACGUCAGUGGCGGGGUGUGUGACGACUGUCAGCACAACACGAUGGGGCGCAACUGUGAGCAGUGCAAGCCGUUUUACUACCAGCACCCGGAGAGGGAUGUCCGAGACCCUAACCUCUGUGAACGGUGUACCUGUGACCCGGCUGGAUCUCAGAAUGGGGGCAUCUGUGACGGUUACACCGAUUUUUCGGCUGGCUUCAUUGCUGGUCAGUGUCGGUGUAAAUUACACGUGGAAGGAGAACACUGUGAACUUUGCAAAGAGGGCUUCUAUGGCUUAAGCGCCGAGGAUCCGUUUGGUUGUAAAUCUUGUGCCUGCAAUCCUCUGGGAACGAUCCCUGGCGGGAAUCCUUGUGAUUCUGAGACUGGUUACUGCUACUGUAAGCGUCUGGUGACAGGACAGCGUUGUGACCAGUGUCUGCCAGCGCACUGGGGCUUAAGCAAUGAUCUGGAUGGAUGUCGACCUUGUGACUGUGACCUUGGAGGGGCCUUAAACGACAGCUGUUCCCCGGAGUCCGGCCAGUGCGCGUGCCGACCGCACGUGAUCGGGCGUCAGUGCAACGAAGUGGAGUCUGGUUACUACUUUACCACCUUGGAUCACUACAUCUACGAAGCAGAAGAAGCCAACUUUGGGCCUGGGGUCCACAUAGUGGAGCGACAAUACAUUCAAGACCGGAUCCCUUCCUGGACCGGAGCCGGCUUCGUCCGAGUGCCUGAAGGGGCUUAUUUGGAGUUUUUCAUCGACAACAUACCAUAUUCCAUGGAGUAUGACAUCUUGAUUCGCUACGAGCCACAGCUCCCCGACCGCUGGGAAAAAGCCGUCAUCAUGGUGCAGCGACCUGGAAGGAUCCCAGCGAGCAGCCGGUGCGGCAAUACUGUCCCCGAUGAUGACAACCAGGUGGUGUCCUUGUUGCCUGGCUCCAGGUAUGUCGUCCUUCCACGGCCCGUGUGCUUCGAGAAGGGUGUGAACUACACGGUGAGGUUAGAGCUGCCCCAGUACACAGCCUCCGACAGCGACCUGGGGAGUCCCUACACUCUCAUCGACUCUCUGGUCCUCAUGCCCUUCUGCAAGUCACUGGACAUCUUCACUGUGGGAGGAUCGGGGGACGGGCUGGUCACCAGCAGUGCCUGGGACACCUUUCAGAGAUACAGAUGCCUGGAGAACAGCAGAAGUGUGGUGAAAACCCCCAUGACCAACGUGUGCAGAGACAUAAUCUUCAGCAUUUCCGCCCUGUUACACCAGACGGGCCUGGCUUGUGAAUGUGACCCCCAGGGCUCCCUAAGUUCCGUCUGUGACCCCAACGGAGGCCAGUGCCAGUGCCGGCCGAACGUGGUUGGGAGAACCUGCGACCGAUGUGCUCCGGGCACCUUCGGCUUCGGCCCCGGUGGCUGCAAACCUUGUGAGUGCCACCUGCAAGGGUCCGUCAGCGCUUUCUGUGACCCCGUCACUGGCCAGUGCCGCUGCUUCCAGGGGGCGUACGCGCGCCAGUGCGACCGCUGCCUGCCCGGCUACUGGGGCUUCCCCAGCUGCCAGCCCUGCCAGUGUAACGGCCACGCCGAGGACUGCGACUCCGCCACCGGGGCGUGCGUGGGCUGCCAGGACUACACCACGGGGCACAACUGUGAAAGGUGCUCGGCCGGUUACUACGGCGAUCCCGUCAUCGGGUCAGGAGAUCACUGCCGCCCUUGCCCUUGCCCGGAUGGUCCCGACAGCGGACGCCAGUUCGCCAGCAGCUGCUAUCAAGACCCCGUCACUUUGCAGCUCGCCUGUGUCUGUGACCCCGGAUACGUCGAGUGUGUCUGCAACUCCCUGGGCACCGUGCGGGACCACUGCAACGGCUCCGACUGCCAGUGCGACAAAACCACCGGCCAGUGCUCGUGUCUUCCUAACGUGGUCGGGCAGAACUGUGACCGCUGUGCGCCCAACACUUGGCAGCUGGCCAGCGGGACCGGGUGUGACCCGUGCAACUGCGAUCCCGCCCAUUCCUUCGGGCCAUCUUGCAAUGAGUUCACGGGGCAGUGCCAGUGCAGGCCCUGGUUCGGAGGCCGCGCCUGCAGCCAGUGCCGGGAGCUGUUCUGGGGAAGCCCCAGCCUGGAGUGCCGAGCCUGUGACUGUGACCCCAGGGGCAUCGAGACGCCACAGUGUGACCAGUCCACGGGCCGGUGCGUCUGCGUGGAGGGCGUGGAGGGCCCGCGCUGUGACAAGUGCGCGCGCGGGUACUCGGGGGCCUUCCCCGACUGCGCUCCCUGCCACCAGUGCUUUGCUGUGUGGGACGUGAUCGUCGCCGAGUUGACCAAUCGGACCCAGAAGUUCCUGGAGAGAGCCAAGGCCCUGAAGAUCAGCGGGGUGAUUGGGCCUUACCGGGAGACCGUGGACUCGGUGGAGAAGAAAGUCCGCGAGAUCCGGGACACCCUGGCCCGGAGCCCCGCCGCAGAGCCGCUGAGAAACAUCGGGGAUCUCUUUGAGGAAGCGGAGAAAUUGAUCAAAGAUGUUACCGACAAGAUGGCUCAAGUAGAAGUGAAAUUGUCUGACACAGCUUCCCAGAGCAACAGCACAGCCAGAGAACUAGAUUCUCUACAGACAGAAGCAGAAAGCCUAGACAACACGGUGAAAGAGCUUGCGGAGCAAUUGGAAUUUAUCAAAAACUCAGAUAUUCGGGGCGCCUUGGAUAGCAUCACCAGGUACUUCCAGAUGUCUGUGGAGGCAGAGGAGAGGGUGAACGCCUCCACCACAGACCCCGACAGCGCCGUGGAGCGGUCGACUCUCACUCGGGACCGAGUAGAAGAGCUGCUGUUGGAACGAGAAUCCCAGUUCAGGGAAAAACAAGAGGAGCAGGCCCGCCUUCUGGACGAGCUGGCAGGCAAACUGCAAAGUCUAGACCUCUCAACCGUCGCUGAAAUGACCUGCGGGACGCCUCCGGGGGCCUCUUGCUCCGAGACCGAGUGCGGCGGCCCGAGCUGCGGGACCGACGACGGGGAGAAGAAGUGCGGGGGGCCCGGCUGCGGCGGCCUGGUCACGGUCGCCCACAGCGCCUGGCAGAAAGCCAUGGACUUCGACCGCGACGUGCUGAGCGCGCUGGCCGAGGUGGAGCAGCUCUCCAAGAUGGUCUCUGAAGCGAAGCUGAGGGCGGAUGAGGCAAGGCAGCAGGCCCAGGGCGUUCUGCAGAAAACCAGCGCCACCAAGGAAAACGUGGACAAAAGCAACGAGGACCUGAGGAACCUGAUCAAGCAAAUCAGGGACUUUCUGACCCAGGACAGUGCUGACUUGGACAGCAUUGAAGCCGUUGCUAACGAAGUGCUGAAAAUGGAAAUGCCUAGCACCCCAGAGCAGUUACAGAACUUGACAGAAGAUAUUCGGGAACGAGUUGAAAGCCUUUCUCAAGUAGAGGUUAUUCUACAGCAAAGCGCUGCUGACAUUGCCAGAGCGGAGAUGUUGCUAGAAGAAGCUAAAAGAGCCAGCAAAAGUGCAACUGAUGUCAAAGUCACCGCAGACAUGGUCAAGGACGCCCUGGAGGAGGCAGAAAAGGCCCAGAUCGCAGCAGAGAAGGCGAUUAAACAAGCAGAUGAGGACAUCCAGGGGACCCAGAACCUGCUGACUUCGAUCGAGUCUGAGACCGCGGCCUCCGAGGAGAACUUGCGCAACGCCUCCCAGCGCAUCAGCGAGCUUGAGAGGAACGUGGAGGAGCUGAAGCGGAAGACCGCCCAGAACUCCGGCGAGGCAGAGUAUAUCGAGAAAGUGGUGUACACUGUGAAACAAAGUGCCGACGACGUUAAGAAGGCUCUGGACGGGGAAGUUGAUGAAAAGUAUAAAAAAGUAGAGAGAUUAAUUGCCCAAAAAACCGGAGAGUCCGCUGAUGCCAGAAGGAAAGCUGAACUGCUGCAGCAGGAAGCGAGAACGCUUCUGGCGCAAGCCCACAGCAAGCUGCAGCUCCUGAAAGAUUUAGAAAGAAAAUAUGAGGACAAUCAAAAAUAUUUAGAAGAUAAAGCUCAAGAAUUAGGAAGACUGGAAGGCGAAGUGCGCUCGCUCCUCCACGAUAUUAGCCAGAAAGUUGCUGUUUACAGCACCUGCUUGUAACAAAAGGCUGCCAGGUGACCCAAGUAAAAUAGCUACAUCUUAAAAACUGACUUCAUGAUCUUCAAAAUUAAAACUCAUUACCUAUUUAAUGUUUUUAAUCACAUUUUGUAUGGAGUUUAAAUAAAGUACAGUGCUUUUAUAUAAAUCUA